CCUAAUCAACCCCCGAGCGCAAAUGGCGAAGUCGCUGCGAUCGAAGAGGAAGAAGAGGCUGAGGACGUUGAGGAGGGAGAUCUCGGAGCCUUUCUACGAGAAGAAGGAGGCGGCCAAGCUCGCCGCCCAGGAGGCCGCCCUCGCUGCCCCCAGGCUUCCUGUGAAAGCUCCCGUCGCUGCCGAUGAACCCGCGGCCGAAACAUCCGCCGCCAUGGAUAUGGAAAUGGCUGAUGGAGGAAGUGCUUCUCAUGAUCAGUGCAAAUCACAUCUGAAGCCGAUCGGUGGUAUAGGGAAGAAAAAAUUAAAGAAGAAACUAAAACUGAAAGGCAAGAAAAGAGGUAAAGGUAAAGGUAAAGGGAAGAUCAGGAACCGCAAGGUAUAACUAGGAAUUUUGCUUGAAAAGCUAGAGUCGAUUUGGGGUUUGCAACCCUUUGGCUAGGCUGUGUAAUGAACAAUAAUUGUAAGAUGUUUUUACCAUAAUUGUGUUUUCAUCGAUCAAAUUAGUGUCAUUACAUAUUUUUCUA
Musa acuminata subsp. malaccensis (wild Malaysian banana) is the source of this 524-nucleotide messenger RNA. RefSeq lists its product as uncharacterized. Lineage: Eukaryota; Viridiplantae; Streptophyta; Magnoliopsida; Zingiberales; Musaceae. The record is from RefSeq and is a predicted model, not a curated record.